Molecule: messenger RNA, 6073 nt
Organism: Pocillopora meandrina
Lineage: Eukaryota; Metazoa; Cnidaria; Anthozoa; Scleractinia; Pocilloporidae
Source: the annotation of a GenBank genome assembly
GGGGCGCAGAACACCCGGUACCAACUGAUAUGACGUCAUAAUUUUACUUCCUUGUUAUUUUCACUUAGUCGCCAUUUCGAUUGUAGUCAUGGUGUACAGAGCGACUACUUUGCGAGGGUUGGCCAACUCACAGAUGGUAGUUGGGGCUGUAAUGAUCGUGUUUGGAGUAGCAUGUAUUAUCUCCGCUCAACACUGGAGUUCCUACGUUGGUUUCGGCGUCUGGGUUGGCCUUUGGGUAAGUUUGGUCUGUUGCUUCCGCAUGUCGUGCGUACAAAUGUGCAUGACCGUUUCUCGAUUGUACUGAUAAAGCAUAAUUUGCAGUCUCUGUUUUUCACUUUUGUCUUUUGAUUUGCCUGUAAUAAGCUUUGAUAAAGUCACCCUAAAUCUUCCCAAAUUGUUGAUUUCAGUUCCUACUGGAAAUCGAAAUCGUCGCGAAAGACACGUGGGGAAUUUCGAAACUCUGGAAUUUGGCUUUCAUGUGAAUGAAGUUAUUAUUUUUGGGGCAGCUGGUCUAUAUUCCUUGAAUUUGACAUUUUGUUGCGUGAUUUUUGCACUGAAGUGAAGCGAGUUUGAACCAUAAAUUUUACGCUCUAAUGGUUUGGGUAACACGAUAUCUUAGUGACGCCUCAUCUGAAGGCUCUCAGCAAACCUCUAGGCUGGAAUUGGUGGCCUUUAAUUCCAUUGCAUUGUACAUAAUGUUGGAAUGAGGAACAUGAGCUUAAAAGAACAUCAUUGAUUGCCCAUGAUACAUGUGGAGUUCUAGAGGUUCCACAGCCUGCUGAUCCACAGUUUAUAUUAGUAACCCUCACUCGAUCAUCUAAGGGAACUAUUGGCACCAAAUCAGGCAACAUGGACUCCAUCUCCACUUUAGUUGGUGAAGCUUUAUUAGCCAGUCUUGUCUGAACUGAGUCCAAUAUUUAUGGCCAGCAAAAUAAAAACAAAUUUGUCUUUCGGACUUUAAGAAUAUACAUGUUAUUACAAUAAAUCCACAAGGAGAAUUCUUUUACUGCAUUCAAAAGAUCUUUCCACUUGUAUGUAUUAUUUAUAGGUUUUAAUCACCGGGAUUUUGGGAUACAUAGGAGCAAGAGAUGACUCAAUCCCAAACAAUUGUUUGGUGAGUAACUUGACCUUUUAAAGAAACCUGUAAUUAUUUUUUCUGGCCAUUUUCUCAAAACAAUCAUACACACAAGCAUGUAUAUUGGUAUCCCUUUUCCCUUGUAAUGAGAAAAAUGGGAUGGAAAACCCCACUGCAGUCAAAUUUUUCUCAAGUGUAAUCUUAGGUAUCUAUAAUGACUGACAUUCAUUUCAUAAAUUUAUCAAAAAUAAUGGAAGAAGAAAAAAAGUACCAAGAAAACAAGUAAAACAACACAGCAAAUUCAUCUUAUGCAUUGGUUAUACUGUUAUAUUUACAAACAUGCACAUAAUAGUUAUCCUGUAUAAUUUGGGAUUUUCAAAUCAGUUUAUGACUAAACAGUUUAAAAACUUUUUUUUAACCAUAAACAUUCAAACCAUUAACAUAAAGGUUUCUGCAUGAGAUGAUAAUCAAGACUGGGUGCUCACCAGUCUAUCAACUUUUUUUUACCCACAGUGCAGGUGCAUAUAUGAGGUUAGGCUUUAAAUUGUAUAAAUGUAGUAGAUAAAGUCAUGUGUUUGAAUUGUGUCCUGUGUUUUUUAUCAUCAGAUUGGAUGUUUUAUGGGUUUCUCCAUUUCAAGUUGUGUCCUCUCAGGAGCAAUGUUCAUCUGCUACUGCAUUACUCUUGCAAGCUACUCCGAUAUGAAGGCAUACUGUUUAAACUCUUACUAUAGCAACAGAUAUGAUGGUUCCUAUACCUACCAUGAUUGCUAUCAGCAGUAUGGCUUUCACAGAGAUACAGCAGUAAACGUGGCUGGUUUAGGUUCAUUUCUUCUUCUUAUCUCCUUGGGUGAGUUCUUCUUGGCCCUUGCAUCAUCCAUCUACUGUUGUACUGCAGUGUGUUGUGGUACCUCACCAGCAGUUGUGAGCAAUGUAAGUAAUUAUCACCUCAACCAUUCAGUUGUUAAUGUUAAAGUUAACAUUAAAUCAUUUUACUGAUUCAGAAAUAUAUAUUUUAUGGCCAAUAAAACUAGGGAAUAUCCACUGAUAUUUCCAAUUUUUAAACCUUGUGUCCAAUGCUAUGAAAGUCUACAUUUUAGAGUUGAUUAGAGCUGUUCUUGUAGAACAGUAUCUUGCUGUUUUUAUAGAAGAAAAGACCAACUUCCAUGUAUUGUAAAUGUAUAUUUUCCCUAGGUUGUGCUGAAAAUCUUUUUUUAUAUAUAUAUAUUUAUAUAGAGUGUGUAGCUUUACAUUUCCCCCCUUUUUUCUGGUAGCAGCAGUCGUGAAAAAUGCGUGAAGUCUCUGAAAUGCUGUCACUCUUCUUGGAUAGGAGUACAGUGUACAAGGAGAUGGUAAAUGACAAGUGACUGAGUCAAGCUGUUCACAAGUUUCAAAGCAUGUCUUUUUUCCUUUCCACAGUAGCUCUGUUGUAAACCAUCCUACCUAAAUAGUUUUGAGCAUUCUUUUGACUUCACUUGGUGAAAUGAGAAAUAAUCAAUUUUUUUAUAAAUUAAUGAUUUUUAUAUUUAAUGUAACUGAUGUUUCAUUACUGUGACUAUAGACAAGGACCAACCAGCAACUGAUGUGUAUACAGCCUCAGCACAUGUACCCAGGGGCACAGCCUGGUGUGGUUUUAAUGCAGACUGAUGCUGGUGUGGUGCCACAGGGAUACCCAGCAAUGGGCCAGCAACCUGUGUAUAUAGCCCAGCAGGUAACUAUAGAACUGAUUUAACUUAUGUACUGAUUUAUGAUACAAUCCAAGGACAAACAAAAAAGUUUGAAAUAAUGGAAGUUUGAAGGGGAGUACUAUAAGCACAAAAUGAUUCAGUUUAUUUUUGUGUUUCAGUGUUUUGUUUGUUUGUUUGUUUGUUUUUUUGUUAGAAAACAAACCACUUUUCUGUGCAGUGCAGUGUUUACAAUUGAAAAUCUACUUUAUGUAAAGUUAUCCAUCAAUUGAUACAGUCUUGGGUUUAAGAAUUCUCAUUUGGAUGUUACUGCAGCACCAAAGAUUGUGAAUGAUUGUGGGGCAAAAAUUUACUUUAGUUGAGUUGUGGUACUCAAUUUUUUUUUUGCCCUGUGCAUUUGACGAAAUGGAUAAAUGCUUUUAUGCCAUGUAAUCUGAAUUCAGUUAAUAUAUUCUAUGUCUAAAAAGGAGAUUAUUCUGUUCAUUUCACAGCCUGGGGUGAUUGCACAACCUGGGGUAGCCUUUCAGCAGCCUCAUUACUGGGCUGUUCCCUUAGGAUCCAACCCAGCUGAGGCAGUGACUGCGCCCUAUUCAGAUGCUGCCUCCCGAGGGCAGAAUCAAGCUCAAGUCCAGGUAAUUAUGCAUGAGUACAUAACUGUUUAAUGUUAACCAUUUACAACCUAGUAUUGAUAUGCAUAUUCUCCCUACUGUUCUCUAUACAUUUUCUAAGAUGCUGACAAGGAGAAUUUGUUAAACAAUGAAGAGCUUCUUUUGUUGGUAAUAAUUUCCUUCAUUCUCAAAACCUUAAUGUGUGAAUCAGAGCUGAUGUUGUAAGAAGAAAUUAGAUGCUAGUCACUCUUAGGGUGUGUCAAAGGGUUUAUGAGAUGGUAUGUCAUGUGAUCGUGGUUUAUCUAAUGUAGAGUUGCCUUGACCUCAGUUGGAUGAACCUUUUUGAAUAAAUGAUGAAACUGUCCCAAUAGCAUUUCUUAGAAUAGAUUGCCUCACUUAAUUUUUCCUUAGAUACCUGAGGCAGUAAAGGAUGAAGACAUGCCACCACCUUAUUCUUUUGCACUGACAGCCAAUGUGCCACCACCAGCUUUCUCUUCUGUGGAUGCCAAUCCAAACUAUUAGUGCCUGAUGUCAUUUCAUAAAUGAGCACUGACAUGUUCAUCAGGAGACCUUUGUAGUGCAAUUGGGGCAUACCUUGGAAAGUUUGUGUUUGUGAGUUCUUUUAGUACAGUCGAAUCGUAUUAAGCAUCAAAGUCCCAGGAUUUCCCCCUGAAAUAGUUAAAGAUUAGAUAGCUCAGUCAAAGAUUGAGAUUCAGUCAGAGUUUAUUAAGAGUCAAAUUAAUCUUGCAUAUUUUUCAAAAAAGUUUAUCUUUGUGAGUUCUUGUAGUAAAAAAUUGUACACCAUAAGUGAUGGCGAGUUGCCACGUCCUCAAAGUGACUGGUAACUGUUGUAAGUAUUUGACCAAAGUAGUACUUAAGCUUCAGCUGUAAACAGACUGUUUCUUAUGGAAUGAUUAUUAGUUUUUUAAAAAUUUUAAAAGGCAAGCUCUGUAGCUUCAAAAUAAUGUAAGUUGUAACCAUAACAUGUUGGUGCAAAAUUAAUAUAUUUUAAAGUAUCAAAGGAUGUCAAACAUGCUAUUUUUUCAUGUAGAUGGUUUGAAAUUGUUUUUAACCCUUUAACUCUUAGAAGUGAUUAAUGUAUAACUUCUCCAUAUAAUAUCCAUAAAUUAUCCAGCAAGCAGCUAAUGAGAUUGCUCAACCUUAUUAGUAAGAAGUUGUUACCUUUAUUGAACACCAAUUUCUCAUAACCAAUGUAUAAGGAAAGGUGUAGCAGCAAGAGGGGAGAAUUGAAAAUAAGAUCUUGGGAGUUAUAGGGUUAAAGGAGAAAAUGAUUUUUUGAACCUUUUCAACAAUUUAGUGGAUCAUCAGCUCAGAAUAUUUAACAAAGGCAAAGUAAAUAUUGUUGAAUAAUAUGCUAGAGGAAGUCAUAAUAAGUGGAUUGUUCAACAAUAAUUAUUGUACAUAUACUGUACUAUACUGAUAAAUUAAAAAGUAUUUCAUAAUUAUUCUCUACACACACACACACACACAAACACACAAUCAAAACAUGUGAAGUAGCCAUCAUGAAGAAGAAAACCCCCAUUUUUUUAAUAGCAGUGAAUUCAUGUGCUUUUCAAGUUUACUUUUAUUCAGGAGGAUGUAGCAAAGUGUAUGGAUAUGACCCCACUUUUCCAGUAAUUUAUUAUAAGCUAACUCGAACUCAGUUAACAGACUUGAACUAAUAUUACUUUUACUCAGCUUGAAUUUACUCUGAACUUUAAGUAAAAAUGUUGAUUGAUAAACUUUCAAGUGUUGGUCAUAGCUAACACUAAACUUCUCAGACUGUGCAUAUACAAAAGUCAUUUAUGUGAACUUCAGUUAAAGAAAUGAAUAUGAAAGCAAUCUUCACAAUAAUGAACACUACUUAAGCAGUAGGAAAAUUAAGGACCCAAAAAAAUAUCAAUUCAAACUAAUUUUCAUUUCCCUUGGGAGUUUCAAUUAUCAGGGUUCUACUGUUGUCAGAGAGCCUGUAUAAAUCCAUAUUUGAGGAAUAAUACUGAAGUUAUGUCCUACAUCAUUUUAUAAUUUACAGUAAUUACUUUCCAUGAUACUGCCGUUAAGAAAACCAUGAAAUUUUUGGCUUUCAUAAAUUCAAUCUUGUAGAGAAGCCAUGUAGCAUCUGCUAAAUUGCAGAUUACAGUAAUUUUCAAAACUUUUACCUUUUCAAAAUUCCCAUGACUGACUAAGUAAGACAGAAUAUCAAGCAGACAAGUGAUGAGAAUAGAAAAAAAUAUCAAUUAGGGGUUUGCUAGUUGAUCCAAUACCAAAUCCUCCAAACUACCAUCACUGGAACUGUAAGGCAAACAGUAAAAAAAAAUUAUUGAGAACUUGGAGUGAGAGGGAUGUAUAAGCAGGUUUAUUGCGAUUGUUAUAAACCAAAUGUUGCAUCGUGGCAUGUAUGCAAACUAUAAGCUUGUGAUUUUCAUUGCAAAAAGCAACUGAUGUAAACAAGUUUGAUUUCAUGUCAAAAGAGUUUUGUGUGUGGACCUUGUCUCAGGAAAUCUUAGGUCAAGCCACAUCGCGAGGUCGGUCAAUUUUUGAAACUUUCAAAAACUUAAAUAACUACGGUAAAUCUGUAAUUCUGGUUUUAAUGUGGGUUAUUUUCCGCCAUCAAAUAAACCCAUCAGCGUAGAAUAAUACUUGCCAAGGGCUGUAAAUUGUGUUUUGUGAAUCGUAACAUAUCAAGGUAAAAUAUUUUUUUCGGAACC